GUAUUUCUUCCCAUAUUUGAGAUUGGGUGUGUGCAUGAAUUCUUCGCUUUGUAUCUUUUUUUGUUACUGCAUGCUUGUAGGCGUGUACAUGCACGAGUGCAUAUAAGUAAGCACGAAUUCGUACAAUUGAACGAGUGAAAUAGUUGAAAUUCAAAAAAAAUGUCGAUAAUAUGUAUAUUGGGAAUAGGCAAAUAUUAUUACGAAAUUUAUUAAAACGAUCGAAAGUACUCUCGCUAAGGUUCGAGACUGGGUUGCAAUAACGUCGUUACUAGAGAGUGAGAGAGCGUAUAAUUUAAGAGAAAUCUGUAAAUUAUCUUUAGCUAAGGCCCAACCAAAUUUAUACAUCUGACUGAAGUUUCUGACCUGCUUCAAAUAAAGUUCGAAAAAGCGAUAGCAACGUCCACACAUCUACUAAAGAAAGUCCAAAUUUGUGCAUACCAUUUCAAAGAGCACAUGGAUAAUAAUUAAAAACUUAAUUGCAAAGGUGUUUCUGUUAUUUUAAACGCUCAGCAUGGGGGUUGCUGAAGAAUUUGCUCCCAGCUUCGUAAAGAAGCCACAACUUCGUCAAGAGGAUGAUGGCAAUAGGUUAAUUUUUGAAUGUCAGCUACUUUCGUUACCCAAGCCUGACAUUGAAUGGUAUCGCAGUGACAAUUUGUUAACAGAAAAUGAAAGAACUAGAUUCAAAACACAACCAAUUGCGGAUAACAAAUUCACAGUUAUAUUAGAACUUGAUGAUGUCAUUGAAGCAGACGCUGGACUGUACAAAGUUAAAGCAAAAAAUAAAUCAGGGGAGGUUUCAGCUUCAAUCAACUUAAAUUUUAGACCCGCUGACGAACCAAAAGAAAAACAAAUCGACGGAUUCGCGCCGACUUUCGCGAAAAAGCCCGCUAUCCGACAGGAGGAUGAUGGAAAACGUCUGCUCUUCGAAUGUCGCGUCAAUGCAGAUCCGAUACCAACCAUUAGCUGGUUUCACAAUGGAAAUCCCGUUACGGAAUCGUCAAGGCAUAAAAUGACAAUUCAGAAAGAUGUAAAUUCAUACUUUGCUUCCUUAGAAAUUAAAAAUGUCACUGUUGAAGAUGCUGGAAAAUACAAAGUAAACGCCAAAAAUGAGCUCGGAGAGAGCAAUGCCACCAUUAGCCUGAACUUCGACAGCGAUGAAGCACCGGUGCCCGAUGACGGCAUUAAACCGACAUUUACAGAGCGCCCAGUUAUACGCCAAAGUGAGGACGGAGGCAAUGUAACAUUUGAAUGCAGAUGUGUCGGAGAUCCAAAGCCAACCGUAACGUGGUACGAACUUAUAUACACUAUAUUCAUGACAAAAUUGAAAUAUAAACUCAGUAUUGAAAAUAUGUACUUUACUGUCUUCAACGAAUAAAAAUGUAAGAAUUUCAGUUAUGAUCCACCUAAAAUGAAAUAAAUGAAAAUAAAUUUUCCUAGCACCGAUCUAUAUAGACCACAUGUACAAAUGUAAAUAUGUUUAGACCUGAACUAAGCUGUCUUCGAUUCACCACGCGUUGGAGAGAAACGAAUCAAACAAACCAAAUUCACAAUUGUAUUGCGAUUCAUUCUUUGGUUCUUCAUACAUUCUUCGUUCCGGGUCAAAAUCGUUUUAGUAACCUUUUAGGUUUGUUUUCUAUAAACAAAUAUAAUUUAUCUAAAACUAUAAUUUGUAAAUUGAUCUACUAAAAUUUACCUUAGCAAUAACUUUGUUGUUUCUUUUAAAUGUAAUAUUUUUGGAUAGAGAACAGCGCGCAAAGUUAGUAAUCAGUGAAACGGUGAAUCGAAGACAGCCUUUGUAAAAUUAUGUGAUUAGCGAACUGAUAGAUAUUAAUUUUCUAUUGGGUUCAAAUAUUAAAAAACUAUGCUUUUUUAAUUUUAAUGGUGUAAUUUGUGUACCGUUGCGAUAAAAGUAAAACAAAUAAAAAUCCUUGCAUUUUUGUUGAGAUGAAUGAAAAUACGUAUUACAUACUGGGCUUGUCAGAAAAAAAAACAUUAUUCGCCGUCCGACUUGUCCUUUUUAAAAAGGUUUCAUGGCCAAGAGGAACUCAAGGAAGGCGGAAGAUAUAAAGUGUCCUUAUCUUUGGAUCAAACAUUAUACCACAUGGCGCGAUUAGAAAUCAGUAGUGUUAUUUCAAGUGAUCAAGGAGAAUAUCGCGCACGUGCAAGAAAUCAGCACGGCGAAGGUGUGGCUACAAUCAACCUAAACUUUGAAAGCGGCUCAAAAAAAAUUCCGGAUGGUAAAUCGCCGCGUUUUCCGAAAAAGCCAACCAUUCGACAAGAGGAAGACAUAUUAAUAAUGGAAUGUAUAUUAGAAGCACACCCGGUCCCAGACAUAACAUGGCAUUGUGCCGAUCAAAAAAUUGAAGAUUCAAAGCGUACAAAGAUGUCAAGAAAGGCAAUUUCUAAAGACACAUAUGUGUUGAUACUGGAGAUCCAAAACCCCACCAAGGACGAUGGUGGUAAUUACCGUUGCAACGCCGUAAAUAUGUAUGGCGAAAGCAAUGCUAAUAUAGCACUGAAUUUUCAAGGCAGCAAUGAUAAUGGAUUUGCACCAUCAUUCAUCGAAAAACCUCGAAUCAUACCAAACGAUUCCGGAACUCUAAUUACGAUGAAAUGCAGAUGCAAAGCGAAACCUGAACCCACAGUUAGCUGGUAUAGAGGUACACAAUCGGUCAGUGAAGGUAAAAAAAUAAAAAUCAAGUCGACUCUGAUUGCUGAAGACACCUUCGAACUGACUUUAGAGAUCAAGGAUCCUGGUGCUGCUGACGGCGGCACUUACCGCUGUAAUGUUCAAAAUGAGUAUGGAGAGUCUAACGCAAAUCUCAAUUUGAAUAUUGAAGCUGAACCAGAACCCGAAGGAGAAGGUCCCACAUUUGUGGAGAAACCACGCAUAAUUUCCGAAAAUAAAGGAAAACUUGUAAUAAUGGAAUGUAAGGUUAAGGCUGAUCCAAAGCCAGAUAUAAUUUGGUACCGUAACGGUCAAAUUAUUCAAGAAAGUAGUAAAAUAAAAAUGUUUAUGGAGCAACGUGGUGAUCAAUACUACAUUAAGCUGGAACUUAUUGAUCCACAAUUAGAAGAUUCAGGUCUCUAUAAAUGCAAUAUCAAAAAUGCACUAGGUGAACUAAAUGCAAACCUGACGUUAAAUAUUGAAAUAGUUCCUGUUAUUAAAGACAAACCAAAAAUUAUUAAAAUCAUUAAAAAACGUACUGUAGUUAUUGAAUGUACAGUAGCGUCCAAAUUUGAACCAAAAUGUACUUGGUACAAAGAAGAAACGGCGGUGAGAGAGAGCCAACGCCACGUUUACCGCGUAGAACAAACAAAGGAGGGCGAGUUCGCCGUGAAAUUGGAAAUAAAUGAAGUGAUGGAAACUGACAAGGGCUCUUACAAACUAAUAGCUAGCAAUGAGAAAGGAGAGGCAAUUUCACAAGUAGUUCAACUUGUAGAUAUUCCAGAAGAGGAGCGUAAAUCUACUGUACCAGAGCUAGUUAAAACUCUUUCAGAUCAGACUGUAGUUGAGUUGAAACCUUUCGAAUUGCAUGUCACAUUGAAACAGAAUGAUCGUAAAUGUAAAAUUGAAUGGUUUAAAGGAAGUAUAUUAGUCCGUGAAACGAAAGAAAUUACAACCACAUUUGAUGGUACAAAUGCACGACUAACAUUCAGCACAGCACGCCAAGAGCAUUCCAGCACUUACAGAGUGGUAGUCAUCAAUGAGACCGGCAAGGUAGAGUCAACUUGUAAGAUCACUGUCGUAAAGAAGCUUGUUAAGAAAAAAGACACACAACAGGAAACUGAAGAGAAAAUCAAGAAAGAGGAGGAAAAAGCUGACAAGCCAAAUGAAAGAAAAGAAGAGAAGCAACAGGAAAAUUUAAAUAUUGAAGAAGAAAAGAAGCAGAAAGAAAUUGAAAAGAAGAAAAUCGAAGAAGUGGUGAAGAAUGAUACCAAAAAAAAUGCUUCAAAGGAUGAGUCGAAUACUGAAAACCAGAAGGAAUUGGUUGAGCCGAAAAAGAAAAUGUCAAAAGCAAAUGAAAAAAUUAAAAAUAUAAACGAAUCACAAAAAGAACCGAAAGAAAAGCCAAAUAAAAUCGUUGAGAACCAAGAAAAAGAUAAGAAACAAACAGAAGACGAAAAGCAGGGACAACCUGAAAUAACUUCUGUAAGGAAAAUAGAUCGCAAGGCCAGUAUACAAGAAGAACGCAAAUCAGAAGUUCGUAGGAAGUCUGUAAUAAAAACACAGGAGACAACCGUAAUAGAUGGAGAUAAAGUAUCAUCUCGACGUUCAUCAGUUGAGCAACAUGAAGAGUCCAGCCGGGAAUUGUGUAGAUCGUCCAUUAUGGAAAAGACAGAACUUGAGAAACCUGAAAACAAGAAAAUUGAGGCGAAUAAAAAUCCACAGCAAAUAAAAGAGGAAAUACCGAAACUUAAACCCGCUGAACAACGACAAAUAUCAAAGCUAAAACAAGAAGAAAAGACUGUAGUAGAAGAGUUGCCAAAAUUACGAAAAACUUCUAUUGCUACACUUAAAGAAGACCCUCAGCCAGAACCGCCCAAGCCUAAAGCCAAGGCUAAGGUCAAAGCUAAGCCGAAAUAUGAAGAAUUACCAGAAAUACCGGACUAUGAAAGGCCUGUUCUAGAAAAAUAUGAAAAAUCUGAAUUCGCGGCAAGUGACUUUAGUCGUGAACUUGAUAUACCCACAAAAAUGGAAAAACCAGUAUUAGAUUCUGAGAAAAAAGAACCAGAGAAAGCUAUUCUAAAAAACGGACCACCAAAGAAAGAAAAGGCCGACCAAGUGCUAGCUGAAGAGCCCACAGGCUUCAAAGUAGGUAAAGGAAAGAUUCCAGAAGAUACCACUGAAGUUGAUUCAGCAAGUUUGCGUCCCGUGAUUAUUGAGCCAGAGGCAAAAACACCAUCUGAACUUGCUGCUCCUGUUGAGGGUAAUAAAUAUCUUAAGGAGCUCAUUCAGCAACGUCGACGUUCUUCAGUUAAAAAUCUUAUGACCAAAGAACCCAUUGAAAACUUUUUGGGAGUAGUUUUAAAACCCGUAGCAAAAGAUCCAAGAGAUGAAGAAGUUCCACAGCAAGCCCAACAGAUGUUAAAGGAAACAAUGAAAAAAGGUAAACUCACGGUAGGAUCCGAGAAAGUGAAAGUUCAGGUUUUGAAAAAACCUGAAGGUUUACCAACAAUCUUGGACAACUAUGAAGGUCCCGAAAUAGAAAUAUAUGCAAAAACUGAAUUUGAAAAGAAAGUAAACGCUAAAAGUAAAUCACAAUUAACGGCUAAAAAGGUUAUAUCUCAAGACCAAUCGCCUGCAGAAGUUUCGACAAAGGAUGAUAAGCCAAAGGUGCCAAUAAUUCAGCCGCCUGCAUCAGGAGAACCGCCCAAGAUUGAAGUUGUCCGUGAAAAACGUCCUUCGCUUGCACCAGAACCAGCGAGCCGACGGGGAUCAUUAGUGCCACCUGAAAUGGGACGUCGACCGUCGCUCAUAAUAAAUGAUGAGAAGAAACUGCGACCCGGCGAAGUUGCGGAUAGUAGGCGUCGCAGAACGUCAAUUGAUAUACGUCGGCCCAGUGUUCAGGAUCUUGAAGAUUUGAUUAACAAACCAUCCACACCAUUACGUGAAGUCGGUGACGGUGGUCCACCACAAAUUAUUGAUGUACAGGAGUCAUAUUCAGUCGUUGAAGACUCAACGGCUUAUAUGACAGUUGGCGUAGAAGGUAAUCCAGCGCCAACCUUUAGAUUCUACAAAGGUGUCAGCGAAAUCAUUGAAGGUGGCCGUUUUAAGUUUCUUACUGAUGGUCAAACAAAUUCUAUUACGCUCUGUAUGCGAAAAUGUAAACCUAAUGAUGAGGGCAAAUAUAAAGUUGUUGUUGCAAACAUACACGGCGAAGAUUCUGCCGAAAUGCAAUUGUAUGUAUCCGAUUCUAGUGGCAUGGAUUUCCGGGCCAUGCUCAAAAAACGUCGUUAUCAAAAAUGGGACAAAGAAGAAGAAGAUCCCAAUUGGGGUGAAUUAAAACAAACUGAGAAACCAUUGCCGACACUCAAAAAAGUAGAGAGGAAGCAAGAAUCCUUCUUAAGUCCGCUCAUCGAUCAAUUUGCCAAGGAAGGUAAAGAUAAGAAAGUUGUAUUUGAAGCGCGUUUCAGUAAGCCAAAUUGUAAACCCAAAUGGAUGUUGCGAAAAGAUGAACUGUUCACUGGCAGCAAAUAUAAAUUCAAGAAUGAGAAUGACACUUACCAGUUGAUUGUCAUGAAUCCUAAAGUAGAAGAUGGCGGAAAGUAUACCAUAGAAAUUGGAGGCGUAUCCAGCACUGCAUUUUUGAACGUCGAAGAAGCUGAUCCCAGCUAUACAUUUACUAAACCGCUUAAGAAGAAAAUCGAAGGAUUUACGCAACAUGAGACAACUUUGGAGUGUGCUGUUAGCAGUAGCAUGGCCAAUGUGACCUGGUUCAAAGAUAAUAAGAAAAUCGAAUCCGAUGACCCACGUUAUCUAAUAUCGAAAGAUAUAAAUGGAAACCUCAAGCUCAUAAUUAAAGAUUCUGUACUUGAAGACACUGGUCAAUAUCGUUGCCAAUUAGACAAGCAACCAGAUAAGACUGAGACAGCAGUUAAAAUUGUCGAAUACCCUUAUAAAUUUGUAAAAGUACUAAAAUCACUACAAUGCAUUGAAAAAGACAAUAUAACACUUGCGUGCGAAAUUGAUGACGCUACGGGUGAAGUACAAUGGUGGCGCGGUGAUGAAGAAAUCAAAGGUGAUAAGCGCAUACAAAUCGUUAAAGAUGGUCGUAAACGCAAACUAAUUAUCAAAGAUUGCAAGGUCAGUGAUGCUGGGCAAUUCAAAUGUACAACAAAUGCUGACAAAACUGAAGCUGAAAUUAUAAUUAAUUAUCAGAAUCGUUUUAAUAAAAAGCUCAAGGACACAGAUGCUGUGGAGCGUGAAAAACUGGUACUCGAUGUCGAAUUGCAAGAUCAAACUGCACCUUGCGAGUGGAAAAUCAAUGGUAAUCCUGUAGAGCCAAAUGAGCGUAUUGAAAUUAAAAAUCUUGGUGGUGGCAAGCACCAGCUGAUUUUCAAUAAUCUUGAUCUUGGCGAUGAGGGUGAAAUAACAUGUGAAUCUGGUAAAUUAUCUUCAACUUGCAAACUAUCAGUACGCAAAGGUGAAAGUCGUCCAAACAUUGACUGUUCGGACGAAUUUGCUGGUCCAAUAAGCGCGCCUGUGGUACUCGAAGUACCAUACAAAGUUAACGGUACAAGACAAACUCCCGUAGAGGCCAAAUUAGUGAAGGAUGGUAAGCCAUUGCCUGUAAAAGAAGUUGAAGUGGGUGUAACUGAAGAUAAAAUAACAUUUAAAAUUAAGAAACCAGCGCGAGAACUUUCAGGCCCAUAUGAAAUAAAAUUAUCUAAUGGUCAAGGUGAAGAUAUUAAGAAUGUAACCGUUAUAUUCCAAGAUGUUCCGCAGCCACCACGAAAUGUCGAUGUAGUUGAAGUUUUCCAGAUAUCUUGCAAAGUGAUCUUCGAUAAACCCAACGACGAUGGUGGUUCAGCAAUUAUUAAAUAUAUAGUCGAACGCCAAGAUCUAAGCAAAAAGCAAAGCUGGGAAGUUGUCGCUGAGGUUCAGCCACAAGAAAAACUAUUUAAGAAGAUAGAGGACCUUACGCCAAAAAGACAAUACAGAUUCCGUAUACGUGCUGUAAAUAAGAUUGGUCCAUCGGACCCUGCUCCUUUCAAAAAUAUUGUAUUAGCAAAAGAUCCAUGGGAUGAACCAGGCAAACCGAAAAAUGUUGAUCUCACAGAUUGGGAUAAAGAUCAUGCUGACUUAAAAUGGGAUGCACCGGACAGUGAUGGCGGUGAUCCAAUAAUUUCUUAUAUCAUUGAAUACAAAGAAAAAUUCUCUAAUGACUGGGUAGCAGGCAAGGAAGUUCCUGGCGACGCUCGUGCGGGUACAGUAGAUGGAUUAAAAGAGGGACAACAGUAUGAAUUCCGAAUCCGUGCUGUUAACAAGGCUGGUCCCGGUGAACCCAGCGACAAAACGAAAGCUAUAAUUGCUAAAUGCCGAUUUGUAAAGCCAUUCAUAGUUGGUGAUGGUAUGAAAAAUGUUGUAGUGAAAAGAGGUCAAACUAUACGUUUUGAUAUUAAAUAUGAUGGCGAACCAGAACCAGCGGCUAAAUGGUGCAAAGGUACAGAUAAUUUGAGUUUCGAUAACCAACGUAUUACACUUGACCAAAUGGAACGAAAUUCAUGCAUUACCAUCAAAAAGGCAAUUCGAAAAGAUACUAGUAUUUACAAGAUUGUGUUAUCAAAUAGUUCUGGUACUAUUGAAAGUGAAGCACAGGUAACUGUGUUGGACAAACCAUUAGCUCCCGGUGGUCCAAUGGAACCUGAAGAAGUGAGAGCUGAUCAUAUCAAAAUGAAAUGGAAGCGUCCACAGGAUGAUGGUGGUUGCGAUAUAACUGGUUAUGCAUUGGAAAGAAUGGAUGAAGAAACGGGACGUUGGAUACCAGCGGGUGAAGUUGGUCCAGACGAAACCUCUUUCAAUUUUAAAGGCCUAACUCCAAAUAAAAAAUAUAAGUUUCGCGUCAAGGCUCUUAAUAAAGAGGGUGAAUCCGAACCAUUAGAAACCACCGAUCCUAUUAUUGCUAAGAAUCCCUACGAUCCGCCAAGUCCACCUGGCAAACCAGAAAUUGCAGAUUAUGACAAUAAGAGCGUUACACUUAAAUGGAAGCGUCCACCAUCCGAUGGGGGUAGGCCCAUAUUGAAUUACAUUGUUGAGAUGAAAGACAAAUUUUCGCCAACGUGGAGUGAAAUUGCCAAAACUGAAGAUCCCGCACCAGAAUGCUAUGUCGAUGGACUUAAAGAGAAAAUGGUUUAUCAAUUUAGGGUACGUGCUGUUAAUAAGGCGGGCGACUCAGAUCCUUCAGAACCAACCGACAAUCACUUAUGCAAGCAUAGGAACCUAAAACCACAAAUCGAUCGUUCAACAUUUAAGCGGGUUAUAAUUAAGACUGGGCGCACUCACAAAUGGUCAGUUGAUGUCAUUGGUGAACCAGUUCCAACUUUGCAUUGGAGCUGGCGUGAUGAUAUACCACUCUCCACUGGCGAUCGCAUAAAAAUUGAGAACGUCGAUAAUCAUACCGACUUCAUAAUAACGAAUGUGGUGCGUAAAGAUAGCGGUAUGUAUACACUAAAAGCUGAAAAUCGCAACGGCGUAGACCAAGAGACCGUAGAACUGGUUGUGCAUGGGAAACCGACAUCGCCGAAAGGACCGCUAACCGUGAGCGAUGUAACUGCGAAUGGAUGCAAAUUGCAAUGGAAAAAACCUGAGGAUGAUGGUGGUGUACCAAUUAAAGAGUACGUCGUUGAAAAAAUGGACACAGCUACUGGCAAGUGGGUGCGCGUAGGCCGUUCACCUGGUGAAAAGGAGCCGCCCAGUUUUGAUGUAACAGGCUUAAAUCCGGGAUCCGAAUAUAUGUUUCGUGUUUGCGCGGUUAAUGAUGAAGGUGAAUCUGAACCGUUAACCACAAUAGUUGGUGUAGUUGCCAAAGAUCCAUAUGAUGAACCGAAUAAGCCAGGAACUCCCGAUAUCACCGACUUUGACAACCAAAGCAUUUCCAUAAAGUGGACUCCGCCAAACAAUGAUGGUGGUGCACCAAUUGAAAAAUAUAUAAUUGAGAAAAAGGAUAAAUCGAAGCCUGAUUGGGAAAAGGUUAUUGAAGUCCCGGGAAACCAAUUGGACGCUUGCAUAGAUGGAUUACAAGAGUAUGGAGAAUAUCAAUUUAGAGUUAUUGCUAUAAACAAGGCCGGCCUAUCGCCACCUUCGGAUCCCAGCAAAGUUCAGGUCGCCAAAUACAAGAAACUUAAACCGAGAAUCGAUCGUACUAAUCUGAAGCCACUCUUAAUACGUGCUGGUAAGCCAAUUAAAUAUGAUAUCAAUGUACGAGGAGAAUCCCCACCAACCAUUACUUGGUAUCAAAAUGACAAAGAGUUAAAACCUGAGACGUUGCCUUCGAAUUAUGAGAUUAAAAAUGUGCCGCAUAAUACUAAAAUAUCAAUUAUUGAAACGGAACGCAAGCACACCGGGACCUACAAAAUACGUGCUGUCAAUGAACACGGUGAGGAUGAAGCCGAUGUUGAAGUCAACAUCUUAGGACCGCCAGCUAAGCCAAAAGGUCCGCUUGAAAUUAAAGAUAUAACGAAAGAUAGCUGUAAGCUGAAAUGGAAGAAACCAGAAGAUGAUGGAGGCAAGCCAGUUACAGCCUUUCAAGUUGAAAAGUUUGACAAGAAACAAGGGCGCUGGGUACCUGUUGGACGCACCUCCGGCAAUGAUACCGAAAUCGAUGUCAAAGGUCUUCAAGAGGGCCAUGAAUAUCAAUUUCGGGUCAAAGCUAUUAAUGAGGAAGGUGAAUCAGAACCACUUGAAAGUGACGGUAGUAUUGUUGCGAAAGAUCCUUACACCACUGCUGGUAAACCGAGUGUGCCAAAGAUUGAUGAUUAUAAUGAAUAUAUGGUUAAAUUAAAAUGGGAACCUCCUAAUGAGAAUGGAGGUGCGCCAAUCACAGGUUAUGUAAUUGAAAAGAAAGACAAAUAUUCGCCCAUUUGGGAAGAGGUGUUAGUAACAAAUACUCCUAACCCUGAGGGAACCGUUGAGGCCCUAGUUGAAGGCAAUAUCUACCAAUUCCGUGUACGUGCUGUAAAUAAAGCCGGUCCUGGUGAACCUAGUGCUGCGACGGAACCUCACAUUGCUAAGCCGAGGAACUUGAAACCGCAUAUUAACCGCGACAAAAUGAAGCCUAUAAAAGUGCGAGCAGGUCAAACAGUUAAAUUUGAUGUUGACGUAAAAGGUGAACCAGCACCAACACUUACAUGGGUAUUCAAGGAAAAAGAGCUAUCCAGCGACAAUCAAGUGCGUUUGGAACAUGAAGAAUAUAAUACAAAACUAACGAUACUGAAUACAACACGUGCUCAAACCGGAAUUUAUAAAUUAAAAGCUGAAAAUAUAAAUGGCGCCGAUGAGGCCGAAGCUGAAGUUAUUGUACUGGACAAACCCGCAAAACCUGAAGGGCCUCUGGAACCAUUUGACAUACAUAAGGAAGGUUGCAAAUUGAAAUGGAAGAAACCAAAAGAUGAUGGUGGCGUACCACUGACAGGUUAUAUAAUUGAAAAAAUGGAUACUGCAGUUGGUCGAUGGGUGCCAGCAGGCUCCGUAGAUUCUGAAAAGACAGAACAUGAAAUUAAAGGCCUUGAGCCUAAUCAUCGGUAUCAGUUCCGUGUUAAGGCGGUCAACGAAGAGGGCGAAUCAGAGUCUUUAGAAACUGAGAAUGUAAUAGUGGCAAAGAAUCCGUUUGAUGUAUCCGCACCACCUGGCUUACCAGAGUUAGAAGACUGGGAUGAGCAUCAUGUUAAACUAAAAUGGGAGCCCCCAAUUCGCGAUGGAGGGGCGCCAAUAACCGGCUAUGUAAUUGAAAUGAUGGACAAAGAUUCUGGUGAGUUUAUCAAAGUGGCGGAAAUUGACGGUCCGAUAUGUAAGGCCACAGUUAAGAAACUAGAAGAAGGGCAGCAAUAUAAAUUUCGAGUACGCGCCAUAAAUAAAGCCGGCACUUCUGAGCCAUCUGAGCAAACUAACUGGCAUACAGCCAAGCCACGCUUUCUAAAGCCGCAUAUUGAUCGUACAAAUUUGAAACCAGUUAUAGUGAAAGUUGGUCUAUCCAUAAGUUUAGAUAUAGCUGUUAAAGGUGAACCUGCGCCGAAAAUUGAAUGGUUCUUUAAAGAACAACCAUUGGUAUCCGACAAAGAAGGUAUUAAGAUUGAUAGUGUUGACUAUAAUACCAGAUUCUUUGUAAUGCGUGCUAAACGGCCACAAAGUGGAAAAUAUGUUUUAAAAGCCACAAAUGAAGUUGGCGAAGAUGUUGCUGAAUUAGAGGUUACUGUUUUGGGUAAACCGAGUAAGCCAAAGGGUCCACUACAAGUUAAGGACAUUAAUAAGCAUGGUUGCAAAUUGAAAUGGGAAAAGCCGUUAGAUGAUGGUGGCGCCCCAAUCGAUUAUUAUGAAAUUGAAAAAUUAGAUCCACAUACAGGUCAAUGGUUGCCAUGUGGUAAAAGUACUGAACCUGAAGCCAAGAUAAUAGGUCUGCAAGAAGGCAAACCUUAUAAAUUCCGAGUAAAGGCUAUUAAUAAGGAAGGUGAAUCAGAAUCUUUGGAAACUGAGAAACCAAUUAUCGCGAAGAAUCCCUUUGAUGAACCUGAGAAACCUGGUCGACCAGAACUAACCAACUGGGAUAAAGAUUUUAUAGAUUUAGCGUGGGACCCACCAAAGAACGAUGGUGGUGCACCAAUUCAAAAGUAUAUUAUACAAAUGCAUGACAAAUCUGGACGCGGAUGGGUUGACGCUGCUACGGUACCGGCAGACCAUACAAAAGGUACUGUUACUAAUGUAGAAGAAGGUCAUGAGUAUGAAUUCCGUAUUGUGGCAGUAAAUAAAGCUGGACCUAGUGAACCCAGCGAUGUUUCAAAAUCAGUUGUCGCCAAACCGCGUUUCCUUAAACCACAUAUUGAUCGUAACACUUUACAAAAGAAAGUACUGCGUAGCGGGCAAUUGUUACACAUGGAAGCGGCUGUAAAAGCUGAACCACCCGCUAAAGUGACCUGGACAUACAAUGGUGAAGUACUCAAAACAAAUGAACGUAUUAAAAUAGAAAAUGAGAAUUAUAAAACUACAUUUAUUAUGCCAAAAGUUAAGCGUGCAGACAAAGGUAUCUAUAUUGUGACUGCUAAAAAUGAUUCCGGCACUGAUAUCGUUAACGUGGAAUUAGAAGUACUAUGUAAACCGGGUAAACCAAAAGGUCCACUUGCUGUUUCUGAUGUAACAGCCGAAUCAGUUCAGUUAAAAUGGGAGAAGCCCGAAGAUAAUGGAGGAGAACCAAUUGAGCACUAUAUUGUUGAACGCAUGGAUACUGAAACUGGUCGUUGGGUACCAGUAUGCACAACUAAGUCACCAGAAGCCGAGGUUACAGGAUUGGUUGAAGGUAAACAAUACUUGUUCCGAGUUAAAGCAGUCAAUGCAGAAGGUGAUUCAGAACCUUUGGUUACCGAUACAUCAACCACAGCAAAAAAUCCAUUUGAUGCUGCUGAUGCUCCGGGAAAACCACGAAUCUCUGAUUGGUCGGCUAGCCAUGCUGAUUUAUCUUGGCGUCCCCCAGAAAAUGAUGGCGGGGCGCCGAUUGUUCGUUAUAUAGUAGAAAAAAAAGACAAUAACACUGGAAAAUGGCAGAAAGUUUUAGAAACAAGCACACCCGAUUGCAAAGCAAGAGUUAAUGAUUUAAGCGAAGGUACGAAAUACCAGUUCCGAGUAAAGGCCGUAAACAAGGCCGGACAUAGUAAGCCUUCUGAACCUUCAGAUCAGAUGACGGCAAAGGAUCGCUUUGCGCCGCCUAAAAUUGAUAGAACAAAUAUAAGAGACAUAACAAUCAAAGCUGGACAGCAUGUGCGUCUCGAUAUCAAAGUAUCAGGAGAGCCCCCAGCAACUAAAACUUGGUUUCAUAAUAAAGCUCGCAUAGAAGAUCAAACCGAUGAUAUAAAUAUCGAUUUGGAGCAUUAUCGUACCAAAUUUUCUAUACCUAUUGCAAAGCGCAAAAAUACUGGAAAGUAUACAAUCAAAGCCGAAAACGAUUCAGGUCAUGAUGAGGCCACGUUUGACAUCACAAUUUUGGAUAAACCAGAUAAACCAGAGGGACCCUUGCGGAUUCAAGAUGUACACAAAGAAGGUUGUCAAUUGAAAUGGAAUCCACCAUUAGAUGAUGGUGGUUUACCAAUAGAGUACUAUGUCGUUGAGAAAAUAGAUUUGGAAAGUGGGCGUUGGUUACCGGCUGCACGCGUUAAAGAACCUUUCGCCGAGCUCAACAAUUUAGAAGCAGGCCAUGAAUAUAAAUUCCGAGUAUUGGCUGUAAAUACAGAGGGCGAAUCAGAGCCUCUAGAUGGCGAACAGUCAGUUAUAGCGAAGAAUCCAUUCGAUGAACCUGGUAAACCAGGGACACCCGAAUCUGUUGAUUGGGAUAAGGAUCAUGUAGAUUUGGUAUGGAGGCCACCAUUAAAUGAUGGUGGGGCACCAAUUACAGGCUAUAUCAUUGAAAAACGUGAGAAAGGUACUGAUCGCUGGAUUAAAGCAGCAGAAACACCAGCCGGAUCAGGAAUUGACGAGUUUAAAGGUACUGUACCAAACCUUGACGAAAAUUGUGAAUAUGAAUUCCGCGUAAAGGCUAUAAACAAAGCUGGCGCUGGAGAGCCAUCUGAUGCAAGCAAAUCUGUAAUUACAAAACCAAGAAAAUUGGCUCCGAAAAUUGACCGUCGCUAUAUUCGUACCUAUAAUGUUAAAGUCGGCGAAAGAAUAUACUUGGACAUACAGGUUAAGGGCGAACCUGCACCCGAUGUUACGUGGUCCCAAUCCGGCAAAUCUAUAAUACCAACAUCGAGUAGACAUAUUGAAAACAUACCUUAUAGUACAAAAUAUUUUAACGAGUCUCCAGAACGAAAGGAUACUGGUCUAUACAAAAUUGUUGCAACAAAUAAAUAUGGACAAGAUCAAGUUGAAUUCCAAAUCAAUAUAAGAACUAAACCUAGUAAACCUGAAGGCCCGCUCAAUGUUUCAAAUGUACAUAAGGAGGGUUGCAAGCUCAAAUGGAAUAAGCCUAAAGAUGAUGGUGGUGAACCUAUAGAAGGAUAUUUGGUGGAAAAGUUUGAUCCUGAUACCGGCAUUUGGUUGCCCGUGGGUAAAGCUGAAGGACCUGAAUUUGAGGUUGAUGGUUUGAUUCCUGGGCAUGAGUAUAAAUUCCGAGUUAAAGCUUUGAACAAGGAAGGCGAGUCAGAGCCAUUAGAAACAUUUGGAUCUAUCAUUGCGAAGGAUCCUUUUGUAAUACCAUCACAGCCUAGUGCACCGGAGCCAAGAGAUUGGACAGCAAACAAGGUUGAACUAGUUUGGCAAGAACCAGCUUCUGAUGGUGGUUCUCCAAUAACCGGAUACAUUAUCGAAAUGAAAGAUAAAUAUAGUCCAAUAUGGGAAAAAGCUUUGGAAACAAGUGAUCCUAAACCUACAGCCAUCAUUCAUGGAUUAGUUGAAGGCAAUGAGUAUCAAUUUAGAGUUAUGGCGGUAAAUAAAGCAGGACCUUCGGAAGCUUCCGACUCUAGUAAAACGUUCAUUGCUAAGCCUCGUUUUCUUGCUCCGAAAAUUGAUCGACGUAAUUUACGUGACGUUACCAUUUCUGCUGGUGCCCCACUGAAAUUCGACGCUGUUAUUACCGGUGAACCAGCACCUAAAGUUGAAUGGCGCGUUAACAACUGUCCUUUGCAAUCCGGCAAUACUGUUACAAUUGAGAAUCCGGUUUAUUAUACAAAAAUUGUCCUUAGGCCAACAACACGAGGAGAUUCUGGCGAAUACGUUGUAAAAGCCACCAACCACUCCGGCAAAGAUAGUGUUGUAAUAAGCGUCGUUAUAACAGACAAACCUAGUUCACCAAAGGGUCCAUUGCAAAUUUCUGAAGUUCACAAGGAAGGUUGCCAUCUCAAAUGGAAGCGUCCAGCUGAUGAUGGUGGCACACCCAUUGAAUAUUUUCAGGUUGACAAGCUUGAUCCAAAAACUGGUUGUUGGAUACCAGUUUGCCGUUCUAAUGAGCCGCAAGCAGAUGUUACUGGACUGGAACCAGGCGGCGAAUACAAAUUUCGUGUUUCGGCUGUAAAUGCUGAAGGUGAAUCAGCCCCACUAAUAUCCGAUGAGUCCAUAAUAGCCAAAAAUCCUUUCGACGAACCGGGAAAGCCACAACAUCUCCGCACCACUGACUGGGAUAAGGAUCAUAUUGAUUUAGCUUGGGUUCCACCGCUAAAUGAUGGAGGCUCUCCGAUUACAGGGUAUAUCAUUGAAAAGAAAGAUAAAUAUGGGCAAUGGGAGAAAGCACUUGAGGUUCCGUUCGAUCAAUGCAAAGCAUCUGUACCUGACUUAAUUGAGGGACAAGCCUAUGAGUUCCGUGUAUCUGCUAUAAACGCAGGAGGCAUUGGUGAACCAUCUGAUGCCACUACACCAAUUAUAGCAAAACCCCGUAACAAGGCACCUCUAAUUGAUCGUACAAACCUAAAUGAAGUACGCCUAAAAGCUGGUCAACCGUUCACAUUUGAUGUGAAAAUAUCAGGCGAACCUGCGCCACAAACUAAGUGGUGGCAUAAAAAACGUGAGGUAACUUCAAAAGACAAUGUUAAAGUAACACACAUUGACUACAGCAGCAAAUUAAAAGUUUCCAAUGCAACUCGUGCAGAGUCUGGUAUAUACACAAUACAUGCAGAAAACGCUUCUGGGGAAGAUUCUGCAGAAGUUAAGGUUAUCGUAAUCGAUAAGCCGUCUGCACCGAAUGGCCCUCUGCAAGUCAACAAUGUUCACGCCAGAGGUUGUACACUUAAUUGGAAUCCACCAGAUGAUGAUGGCGGUCAACGAAUUGACUCUUACGUUAUUGAAAAGCUUGACGAAAACACAGGUCGUUGGGUACCUGGUGGAGAAACCGAUGGACCAGAAACUAAAUUUGACAUAUCGGGUUUGACACCGGGACAUAAAUAUAAGUUCCGGGUUCGUGCCAAAAACCGACAGGGAGUUUCAGAACCUCUUACUACACCACACUCUACAGAAGCGAAGAAUCCCUACGAUGAACCAUCUAAACCAGGUAAACCUAUCAUUAAGGACUAUGAUAAGGACUUUGUUGAUUUGGAAUGGGCAAGGCCGGAAAGUGAUGGAGGAACAUCAAUAUCAGGAUAUGUUAUUGAGAAGCGCGAUAAGUAUUCACCCGAUUGGGAAGAAGCCGCUUUAAUAUCAGAUGACGUUUGUAAUGGUCUUGUGCCCAAUCUGACUGAUGGUGUUAAAUAUGAAUUCCGCAUUCGUGCAAUCAAUAAAGCAGGCAAAGGUGAACCUAGUGACCCAACAGCGCCACAUCUUGCAAGAAACAAAAAUGUCCCUCCUAAAAUUGACCGUAAUCACAUGUUAGACAUUAAAGUACGUGCCGGACAAGCAUUUGAAUUUGAUGUACCGAUAACAGGAGAGCCUGUGCCUAGUAAAGAAUGGUUACACGAGGGAAACGUGGUUGUCAAUAGUGAUCGUGUAAAAAUUAUUAAUGAAGAAUAUCGAACGAAGAUUCGGGUUGUUGACUCGAAGCGUGUCGAUACUGGCAUUUACACACUAACUGCUCGCAAUAUUAAUGGUACCGAUCGAGCAACAGCUAAAGUAACAGUAUUGGAUGUCCCUUCACCACCCGAAGGUCCAUUGCGUCCACAAGAUGUUACCAAAAAUUCGAUAACGCUAAGCUGGCGACCUCCCAAAGAUGACGGUGGUUCUGAAAUUAGCCAUUACGUUGUAGAAAAAAUGGAUGCUGCAACAUUGCGUUGGAUACCAGUAGGUGAAACCACGGAUAAUCAAAUCCGUGCGGAUAAUUUAAUUGAGGAACACGAUUAUAAUUUCCGCGUGCGCGCUGUAAAUAAACAAGGCGAGUCUUUGCCGCUGGCAACUACACAGUCUUUUACAGCGAAAGAUCCAUUUUCACGUCCUGAUAAACCGGGACAACCACAGCCAGUGGAUUGGGGUAAAGAUUUUGUUGAGCUUAAAUGGUCUGCUCCAAAACGUAAUGGCGGUUCUCCGAUUACGGGGUACAUUGUUGAAAAACGGCCAAAAUUCGGACAAUGGGAAAAGGCAGUAGAUAUACCAUUCAGUGAAACUAAAGCUUUAAUACCUGACCUGUCCGAAAAAGGUGAAUACGAAUUCCGUGUAAUUGCUGUAAAUAAAGCAGGUCGUAGCGACCCAUCCGAUCCAUCAACAUUAGUAACAUGCAAACCCCGUUUUUUGGCACCAUACUUUGACAAAUCGCUUUUGGAAGAUAUUACUGUUCAUGCAGGCAAACGCCUGGGUUGGUCACUGCCCAUUGAAGCUUCCCCAAGGCCAACUGUAAAAUGGUCAUUUAAUGGUGUUGAAAUUCAGCCAAAGCCAGGUCUCGAUAUGAGCCUAUUCCAAAAUGACUUAACAUUUGAAAUUUCUUCUGCUCUAAGAACAGAUGAAGGUAUUUACACUUUAUCACUGAAAAAUGAGCACGGAAUGUUUGAAGCAUCCGCUCAUGCAACUGUUUUAGAUCGUCCCAGUCCACCGAUUGGUCCCCUGUAUGCAACAAAUAUAACUAAAGAAGGUUGCCACCUGUCAUGGGGUGUACCAAAAGAUGAUGGCGGAUCACCAAUUUUACAUUAUGUUAUUGAGAAAAUGGACCUUUCGCGUGGUACAUGGUCAGAUGCCGGUAUGAGUACACAUCCAGUACAUGAUGUAAUACGCUUAACACAUCGCAAGGAAUAUAUAUUUCGCGUAAAAGCAGUUAAUGCCAUCGGCGAUUCAGAUCAUUUGGAAAUUCCGCAGAGUAUUAUAGCCAAAAACGAAUUCGAUGAACCGGAUGCUCCUGGACGACCCCUGGUUACAGAUUGGGAUUGCAAUCACGUUGACCUGCAAUGGACACCACCGCAGUCAGAUGGAGGUGCAUCGCUAACAGAGUAUAUUAUUCAAAAGAAAGAGAAAGGUAGCCCUUACUGGGUAAACACACAGCAUGUGCCACCAGACAAGACAUUUGUCUCUGUACCUGAUUUGACAGAAAGACAGGAAUAUGAAUUCCGUGUUAUAGCAGUUAAUAAAGCAGGACAGUCAGAACCCUCAGAAUCAUCAGAUCUUGUUAUGGUAAAAGCUCGUUAUCUCGCACCCAAGAUCAUAACCCCACUACAAGAUAUUAGAAUAAAAGCUGGUCUUAUAUUCCACAUUGAUAUCGAUUUUAUUGGAGAACCUAUACCAGAAGUUAUUUGGAAUCAAAACAAUAUUCCCUUAACCUCAAAUGAGCGCUCAACAAUUACCUCUGUUGGUCAUCACACUGUUGUGCAUAUUGUUAAUUGUCAAGGUAACAACUCAGGUAUAUACCACUUACUAAUUCGGAAUGACUCGGGAAUCGAUGAAGGAAGCUUUCAGUUAGUGGUUUUGGAUCGACCAGGGCCACCAAUAGGUCCGUUGGAAUAUGAAGAGGUUAGUGCAAAUUCAGUAACUAUAUCAUGGAAACCACCAGUUGAUAAUGGGGGUUCAGAAAUUUCAUCAUAUAUCAUUGAAAAACGCGAUCUUACUCAUGGAGGCGGUUGGGUGCCCGCUUUGAAUUAUGUCAAUGCAAAAUAUAAUCACGCUGUUGUACCUCGUCUGCUUGAGGGCACCAAAUAUGAGUUCCGAGUAUUGGCUGAAAACUUACAAGGGCGUUCAGAUCCCUUAAAUAGUGAUGGACCUGUAAUAGCCAAAAAUCAAUAUACAGUGCCUGGCAUACCAAGUAAGCCAGAACUUACCGACAGUGAAAAAACUCAUAUCACUUUCAAGUGGAAGCCACCAAUUAGUAACGGUGGAUCAACUAUUUUGGGUUAUGACAUUGAACGUCGCGAUUUAACAACUGGUCGUUGGGUUCGUAUUAAUGCUGAGCCAGUACCUAAUACUGAAUAUACUGAUGAACGGGUAAGCCCUGAUCACAAAUAUCAAUAUCGUGUAUCGGCUGUAAAUGCAGCAGGCAGUGGAAAGCCAUCGGAACCCUCAAAUACAUUUAGCGCGCGACCAAUGCGUGAAAAACCAAGAUUACAUCUCGGUGACCUUGUUAGUCGAAAGAUUAAAAUCCGAGCUGGGGAACCGGUUAACCUUAAUAUACCCAUAUCAGGUUCACCUACCCCAACAAUCGAAUGGAAACGCAGUAACCUUACAGUGCAGGAAACAAACAAAAUUUCUUAUAAUACUAACUCAGAACGUACUAUCUUACGAAUUGACGAUUCCACCAGGCAAGAUUCUGGUGUGUAUACAGUGACUGCUGAAAAUGAAUUCGGAAAGAAUUCUGCAGAAAUUGUAAUUAUCGUCGUUGACAAACCAAGUCCACCUAAAGGGCCACUCAAUUACUUGGAAAUCGCUCCAGACCACAUAAGUUUAGAAUGGAAUCCACCGGAAGAUAAUGGCGGCAGUGAAAUUACUGGGUAUACUAUUGAAUUAAGUGAAUUCGGCGUAGACAAUUGGCGUCCAGUACCUGGUUAUUGUCCAAGAACCAAUUACACGGUUAAAAAUUUGAUUGAAGGUAGAAAAUAUGUUUUCCGUGUCAUGGCAGAAAAUAUUUAUGGAAUUUCUGAGCCAUUAGAGGGCAAACCUGUUGUAGCAAAAUCUCCGUUCGAUCCGCCAGAUGCACCCAACAAUCUGUACGUCGCAGCCUACUCUCCAAGUUCCGCAAGCUUGGAAUGGCAGCCACCGGAUUCUUGUGGCGGUAAGCCAAUCACUGGAUAUAUUGUAGAAAGAAGAGAACGAGGAGGCGAAUGGCUUAAAUGUAACAAUUACCCCACACCAAAUACUAGUUAUACAGUACAAGACUUACGUGAAGGUAAUCGUUACGAGUUCCGAGUCACAGCUGUAAAUGAAGCUGGUCCUGGAAAGCCGUCGAAACCAACUGAACCAAUGACUGCUCAACUACAACGCUAUAAACCUGACGCCCCUGAGCCACCAAAAGCAGAUCGCAUCACAAAAGAUGGUGUCACUCUUUCAUGGAGGCCACCACGAUUCGAUGGUAAAUCGAAAAUCAAAGGCUACUACCUACAAGUACGAACUAAGGAUUCAAAGAACUGGUUGCCGGUCAAUGAACUUCCAAUCAGUGAAACAGUUUAUCAUGUACCUAAUUUAAAGGAAGGAAACUCAUACUCAUUCCGUGUAUUUGCUGAAAAUGAUGUCGGAUGUUCCGACCCAUCCAAGCCAUCCCAGCUAAUUGCUAUUGAAGAGCAACCAAAUAAACCACGUAUGGAUCUUGGACGUGUACGUGACAUUGUUUGUCGAGCUGGUGACGAUUUCUGUAUUCACGUUCCUUACGUUGGCUUCCCUAAACCCACCGCACAUUGGUACUCAAACGACAUACUUAUAGAAGAUGAUGGGCGCCGAAUAUUCCACCACUUGACCGACGAUGCUGCAUCAUUCGUUGUUAAAAACUCCAAACGGUUUGAUUCCGGACAAUAUAGAUUACAAUUGAAAAAUCCUUCAGGUUUUGAUACGGCUACAAUUAAUGUAAAAGUAUUAGAUCGGCCACAACCUCCAACAAAUCUAUGUGCAGAUGAAUUUGCAGGCGAUGCGUUUACACUUUAUUGGACACCACCUAAAGAUGAUGGUGGCUCUCCCAUCACCAAUUAUAUUAUUGAAAGGAAAGAAAAAUCGUCAAACACAUGGGCGAAAGUAAAUAGUUACUGCACUGUACCAUUUUUACGCAUACGCAAUUUGACUCUAGGUAAAGACUAUGACUUUCGGGCUUACGCCGAAAAUAAAUAUGGUAUAUCUAACCCGGCUACAACCUCAGAACCCGUUCGGGCUCGUCAUCCAUUUGAUGUGCCGAAUGCACCUGGCAUACCCCGAAGCAUUGACUCAAGUGAAGAUAGUAUUACAAUAACUUGGGCAAAACCAAAACACGAUGGCGGUUCGCCUAUUACUGGCUAUAUUAUUGAAAAACGUUUAAUAAGCGAUGAGCAAUGGACUAAAGCAAUACACGCACAUUGCCCAGAUUUAACUUGCAGAAUACCAAAUCUCAUUGAGAAUGGAGAGUAUGAAUUCCGCAUUGCUGCCGUUAAUGCAGCUGGACAAUCGUCAUACAGCGCUUCUAGUGACCCUAUCUAUUGUCGUCGGCCACCACAUGCACCAAAGAUAACGUCAGAUUUGUCGAUUAGAGAUAUGACAGUUAUCGCUGGUGAAGAAUUCAGCAUAACUGUACCAUACACCGCGAAUCCACGUGCUACACCUACAUGGAAAAUAAAUGGCCAAGAUGUCAUCCAAGAUGACCGAAUACGUUUUACUACAUCUGAUUACAGUUCCGUUUAUUGUAACAAAUCCGCUAGACGUUUAGAGACUGGUUCGUAUUCUAUUACCCUGACUAAUAGUAACGGUUCUGAUACAGCAUCUUGCCAUGUCACAGUAGUAGAUAGACCUAGUUCACCACAAGGACCGUUAUCAGUUUUUGAUAUAACGCCAGACACUUGUACAUUGGCCUGGAAGACUCCAUUAGAUGAUGGUGGAUCCCCUAUAACCAAUUACGUUGUCGAAAAGCUGGAUAAUAGUGGAACUUGGACAAAAGUUAGUAGUUUUAUUCGUAAUACUCAUUACGAUGUUAUGGGCUUGGAACCAAAUCGUAAAUACCAUUUCCGUGUACGAGCUGAAAAUCAAUAUGGACUCUCUGAUCCUCUGGAAUUAGACGAUCCAGUGGUGGCAAAAUAUCAAUUCACAGUGCCAGAUGCACCAGGUCAGCCGAAAGUAAUUGAUUGGGACUCUGGCAAUGUUACGCUUAUAUGGGCUCGUCCAUCUAGUGACGGUGGUUCACGUAUUCAGGGUUAUCAAAUUGAAUACCGGGAUGUUGUCAAUGAGUCAUCAUGGAAUACUUAUGAAUAUUUAAUUAAAGAUACAAAAUAUCAACUUUAUAAUCUCACAAAUGGCUGCGAAUAUGAAUUCCGUAUAAAGGUCAAGAAUGCCGCUGGUUUUAGUAAGCCAUCACCACCCUCUACCAAAUUUAAACUAAAAGGCAGAUUUACAGUGCCUCCGCCUCCAGGCACACCUCAGGUUACGAAGGUCGGUAAAAACUAUGUUGAUCUCAAAUGGGAAAGACCUACUAGCGACGGUGGUUCGCGUAUUACAGGAUAUAUUGUUGAACGUCGCGAUAUUGGCGGUGCAGUUUGGGUGAAAUGCAACGACUACAAUGUUAUGGACACUGAAUAUACAGUACUUAAUUUAAUUGAAAUGGGUGAUUAUGAAUUCCGAAUUUUCGCAGUGAAUGCGGCUGGGCGUUCCGAACCGAGCUCUUGUACUAUGCCCAUUAAGGUAUGCGAAGUGAUUGGUGGUGUAAAACCAGAAUGGGUUACUCGUCUACAAGAUCGUAUUGCACCAUGUGGUAAAGAUUUCAUAUUAGAAUGCGAGGCCACAGGAAAGCCUCUACCUAAUGCCAGAUGGUUACGAAAUGGUAAGGAAAUUCAAAUAGGAGGGGGACGAAUUGUAUCUGAAAGUAAAGAUGGUAUAUUCCGUUUACACAUUUCUAAUAUACAAUCCGGCGAUGAUGGUGACUACACCUGCGAAGCAUUCAAUUCUCUUGGUUUCGUACAUACAACUGGACAUUUAAAGAUAGGUUCCCCACCAGUUAUCACACGUUGUCCCAAUGAACUGCAGCUCACUGAAGGUGAUAAUACGAAAAUUAAGAUUUAUUAUAAUGGUGAUCAGCCAAUGAAUAUCAGUCUAAGCAGAAACAAUGAGACAAUUUCGGAAAAAGAUGAACCACACAUCAAAUGUACCGUAUUCGAUGAUUAUCUUACAAUCUUUAUUCGAGAUAUUGUAAAAACUGAUGCUGGACUUUAUCAAAUUAAAUUAGAAAAUGAAUCAGGUACUGCCACAAGUCAAUUUGAUGUACGUAUUACUGGAUUACCUUCUGCUCCCGUCGGUCCAAUGGGUGUGUCUCACAUCAAUAAACAUUCUUGCACGUUAUCAUGGCGUCCACCAUCCUACAAUGGAGGUCUACGUAUAACACACUAUGUAGUUGAACGUAAGGAUGUGACUUCACCACACUGGAUUACUGUUUCCAGUUUUUGCAAAGACUUAUCUUUUAACGUUCAGGGACUAAUUGAAAAUCAAGACUACAUCUUCCGUGUUAUGGCAGUUAAUGAUAAUGGUUUGGGACCGCCAUUAGAGGGUUUGAAUCCUGUUCGAGCAAAAGCACCCAUUGACCCACCAUCGCCACCAGGGAAGCCAACCAUAUCAGAAGUAGGUGGUGAUUUUGUGCAUUUAGAAUGGACGAAGCCGGAGACGGAUGGUGGUGCUCAUAUACAAGGCUAUUGGGUUGACAAACGCGAAGUUGGUAGCAACACAUGGCAACGUGUCAACGUUACCAUUUGCCUUACCAAUCAAAUAAACUGCUCAAAUCUAAUUGAAGGUCGUCAUUACGAAUUUCGUGUUUUCGCACAAAAUGAAGCUGGAUUGUCGAAAGAAUCUUCUAAUUCAACCGCAAUUAAAGUAAUAGAUCCACAGGCAGCUACUCCACCAAUUAUUGUUAAACCACUCGGUGAUGCUACGUGCAUACAAAAUCACAAUGCUCAAUUUACCUGCACAAUUACUGGCCUACCACGUCCAGUUAUAACAUGGUACAAGGGAGCACGGGAAAUUACUAAUGGUGCACGCCAUCAUAUGUAUGCAGAAGGCGACAACUAUUUCCUCAAUAUCGCAGAUGUCUUUGGUGAAGACGCAGACGAAUAUGUUUGCCGUGCUGUCAAUAAGGCUGGAGCUAAAUCAACACGCGCUGCAUUAGCUAUUAUGACUGCUCCGAAACUGAAUGUUCCUCCUCGGUUCCGAGAUACUGCAUACUUCGACAAGGGUGAAAAUGUUGUUAUUAAAAUACCAUUUACCGGUUAUAGAAAGCCUAGAAUUACUUGGAUACGUGAAGGUGAAACUAUUGAAUCGGGCGGACAUUAUACAGUGGAAACAAAGGAGCGGCAUGCAGUAUUGAUUAUACGAGACGGGUCAAAAUUGGACUCUGGUCCGUAUGUCAUAACUGCAGAAAAUGAUCUUGGCUCCGAUGCAGCCACAAUUAGAAUCCAAAUAAGUGAUCGCCCAGAUCCUCCCCGGUUCCCAUUAGUUGAAAACAUCAGUACCGAAUCACUGUCCUUGAGCUGGAGGGCCCCAGUUUGGGAUGGCGGUAGCCAAAUAACAAGUUACCUAGUAGAGAAACGAGAACACCCAAUGUCAUCAUGGAUUCGUGUCGGAAAUACCCGACUCACAUCAAUAGCUAUAACUGGCUUAACACCAGGAAAGGAAUAUGAGUUCCGUAUUUAUGCUGACAAUGUUUAUGGUCGCUCAGAUCCAUCUGAAAUCAGCACUUUAAUUAAAACAAGAGAUAUUAUUAAAAAGAAGCCAGCCAAAAAACGAUAUGAGAUUGAUGAGCAUGGUAGAAAAGUUCGAGGCAAAGCGGACGGACCAAUUAAAGAUUACGACUCAUAUGUCUUUGACUUAUACUCAAAAUUCGUACCACAACCGGUCGAAAUUUCACAUGACAGCGUCUAUGAUAAAUAUGAUAUAUUAGAAGAAAUUGGCGCUGGCGCAUUUGGAGUCGUACAUAGAUGUCGCGAACGUAGUACAGGUAACAUAUUUGCCGCAAAGUUUAUUCCUGUAUCACAUGCGGUAGAAAAGGAUUUAAUACGACGGGAAAUUGAUGUUAUGAAUCAAUUGCAUCAUCAGAAAUUAAUCAACCUGCACGAUGCAUUUGAAGAUGACGAUGAGAUGGUGCUUAUUUUAGAAUUUUUAUCAGGAGGUGAAUUAUUUGAGCGUAUAACAACUGAGGGUUACCGUAUGACUGAAGCGGAAGUAAUAAAUUACAUGCGCCAGAUUUGCGAAGGAAUACGCCACAUGCACGAAAAGAAUAUUAUUCAUUUAGACAUUAAACCAGAAAAUAUCAUGUGUCAUACUCGCUCUAGUAGGAAUGUAAAACUGAUUGACUUCGGUUUGGCUACUCGUUUGGAUCCAAAUGAAGUCGUCAAAAUAACAACUGGCACAGCUGAAUUUGCCGCACCAGAAAUUGUUAAUCGCGAGCCAGUAGGUUUCUAUACAGAUAUGUGGGCCACUGGAGUACUUGCCUAUGUGCUGUUAAGUGGAUUGUCACCAUUUGCUGGCGAUAAUGAUAUCCAAACUUUAAAGAAUGUUAAAGCCUGUGACUGGGACUUUGAUGCAGAUGCUUUCCGCCAUAUAUCUGAAGAAGCUAAGGACUUUAUUAGGAAACUCCUUCUUGCAAAUAAGGAAAAACGUAUGACUGCACAUGAGUGCCUAUUGCAUCCAUGGCUAAGCGGUGAUCAUGGUGAUCGUUCUGAGCAAAUAUCGCGUGAUCGCUACCUUGCAUUCCGUGAUAAACUUCGGAAAAAAUAUGAAGAUUUCAAUAAAUAUUUACUGCCAAUUGGACGUUUAUCUGAAUAUUCUUCAUUGCGUAAGUUACUUAUGGAAAAAUAUAAAAUGCACGAAACUUCCUUUGAUCGUCGACAAGCAGCACCACGAUUCGUCAUCCGACCGUCAUCACAAUUUUGCUAUGAAGGUCAAAGCGUUAAAUUCUAUUGUCGUUGUAUAGCUGGUGCUACUCCGACUUUAACAUGGUCUCACAAUAAUGUCGAACUCCGGCAAAGUGUUAAAUUUAUGAAACGUUAUGCCGGUGAUGAUUACUACUUUAUUAUAAAUCGUGUUAGGCUGGAUGACAGAGGCGAAUAUAUUAUUCGUGCAGAAAAUCACUAUGGCUCGCGCGAGGAAGUAGUAUUUUUGAACGUACAUCCACUGCCGAAGGAACAACCGCGUUAUCGCAGUGAAUCAACGCCAGUGCGUCGACGUGAUCCGUUACCAUAUACUUUCUGGCAAGAAGAAUCAGAAUCGGCACCCAGCUUUACAUUCCUCUUACGACCUCGUGUUAUGCAAGCACGUGAUACAUGUAAACUAUUAUGUUGUCUCAGCGGCAAACCCGUACCUACUGUUAAAUGGUAUAAGGAUGGAAGGGAGCUAAGCAAAUAUGAGUACUCAAUGUCGGCUUCCGAUGGCGUUGUAACAAUGGAAAUCAUUGACUGCAAACCUUCAGAUUCUGGCAAAUAUACUUGCAAGGCCACCAACUGUCAUGGUACCGAUGAAACCGAAUGUGUAGUAAUAGUUGAGGGAGAAUGGGUAACACCUGAGCAGGCAGAACUUGCUCACAAUUUACUACAUUCUGGAGACCGUAAGUAUAUAGAACACCCACUGAAGCCAGCACCGUCACCCAUAAACACGAUACGUAAAUUCACAUCCAGCUCCUACUCCAAUCAAUACAACGGCUCUUCUUCUACUACACAGCAGAGUUCAAAUUACUUUUCCACCAGCCAGACCAACAUUCACAAUUCAAGCUCCUCCAACUCCUCCAGUACCAGCAAUAAAAAGAAAUAUAACAGCAAUAGCUUAAAUACGUUAGGAAGUCCAUCUAGAUCACGCAGCGCUACCAAAGAGCUAAUUUUGCCUCCUGAUGAUGCACUUAUGUGCAAGCCCGAGUUCACGAAGUCGCUACAAGAUCUUACUAUAAAUGACGGUGAUAAGUUGCUUCUAACUUGUCAUGUUAAAGGCGACCCGGAGCCACAGAUAACGUGGGCUAAAAACGGCAAACUUAUUUCAUCAUCAGAUAUUAUGGACUUAAAAUACAAAAAUGGGGUAGCAACGCUUACUAUACAUGAAGUUUUCCCAGAAGAUGAAGGAAUAUUUACGUGUACUGCUACGAAUUCUAUUAGCGCUGUUGAAACUAAAUGCAAAUUAACUGUUAAACCCCUAGAUAAAAAUGCCAGUAAACGACAGACUAGCAGUUCCAAACCACCAAAAAUUGUUAGCCACCUGGAGUCACGUUUUGUAAAAGAUGGUGAGAUGGUAACAUUGGCAUGCCGUAUUAUAGGCGCUGAACAUUUCGACGUAGUUUGGCUGCACAACAACAAGGAGAUCAAACCAAGCAAAGACUUCCAAUACACCAACGAGGCUAAUAUUUAUAAAUUACAAAUAGCUGAAAUAUUUCCAGAAGAUGGCGGAACGUAUACAUGUGAGGCAUUCAACGAUAUCGGCGAAUCAUUUAGCACUUGCACUAUUAACGUACUCGUACCUGGCGAAGAACCCAAACAACCCAUAUUUACAAAGUUUCCAAGUUCAGUUACAGUUGCCGAAGGUGAAAGAUGUGAUUUCGUGUGCGAAACCCAAAUAGAGCCAUUACAGAUUACAUGGUUAAAGGAUGGCAAGCCAAUAAAUGAAAACAGCACAAAGUACAGCUUCAUCAAGGACGGUAAUCGUUAUACAUUUGUUAUCGAAAAUUGCUCUAUGGAUGACAUGGGUCAAUAUCAAGCAAAGGCUAUUGGUAAAAAGUGUGAGACUUUAAGUGCUUUCUCUAUUAAUGUUGACUGAAUAACAAACCAUAAAAAUGUAACUAAGUACCUAGUGUUAGAAAUAAACGAAAACUAAAAAUAUAAACCGAAAUGUUAGUUCAAAUAAGUAUAUUUAUAACUGGGAGACAUAGGCGAACAAACAGCAUCAAUUAAAUCGCUCUCUUUCUCCAUCAAUCGCAACCACAUAACAAUGUUUGAAAAAUAUCGCCUUAUUUUUGGUAUUUUAAAAAAUAUACAACGCCUAUGUCCAAGAUGCACAUCCAUAGUAUGUAAAAAAAAUAUGCAUUUUGUAUAUAAGUAUGCUUUUACGUAAAUAUAUCUUGGCGAUAAUGUGAACUAGCAUUGCUCCGAACAAAGGAAUUAAUUUGUCUUUAUAUUUACAAACAUAUAUAAAUAGCACAAUAAUAAUUUAACGAUGCUAAAAGAUUUAUACACUGCCCUAUUCGAAAAUAAAUGAAUUUGCUAUGUAUUUGGCAACCUCGAACGAAAAAAAAAAUCACUUUAACAACUGUGGAAAUAAAAACCUACUGCUUAAUAAUUAUAACUGGCAUAUUAGGCUACCUACAAAAGAUCUAAUACAUACAAGUAUAUAAUAAUUAUAGACAGUAAUAAACGUGUACUAUAUUUAUGUGCAUUAUCUUAAAACCUAAAUAUAAUGAAUGUAUUUGCUUUCUCUUACAACUUUGAUGUUUCCAUGACAAUGAUUACUACUUAACUCUAGAAUGUCUUUAUGAAAUUCGGGUUGUAUGCUGAAUUGCUUUACAUGCCUAAUAUAGAUAUACAUAUUUAGUUUUUAAAUCUAUAUAUUUUGUUUGACUUACGUUUUAGGUAUGCUCUUGAAAAUGUAAGCUAAUUAAUAAUAAAUGGAGAAAACCACACAA
Messenger RNA from Bactrocera oleae (olive fruit fly), 28841 nucleotides. Lineage: Eukaryota; Metazoa; Arthropoda; Insecta; Diptera; Tephritidae. The record is from RefSeq and is a predicted model, not a curated record.